Molecule: messenger RNA, 6390 nt
Organism: Ochlerotatus camptorhynchus
Lineage: Eukaryota; Metazoa; Arthropoda; Insecta; Diptera; Culicidae
Exons: 1
Coding region: 1-6390 (2129 amino acids)
Biological process (GO): DNA integration
Molecular function (GO): nucleic acid binding
Source: RefSeq, a predicted model, not a curated record
AUGUCGAACGGUAGCGUAGCGAGUGCUGGGAAGUCUCCCAAGAGAAAAAGUAAUGCUCCUGGUGGUGAGGGGGCGAGCUGCGGUAAGUGUCAUGAAGUCGAUACCAGUCGGAUGGUGCAAUGCGAUGAGUGCGACGUCUGGUAUCAUUAUGAUUGCGUGAACGUGGACGACAGUAUCCAGCAUGAUGAUUGGAGCUGUAACGCAUGCGUACGGAGAUCAUUGGAUAAGCAGAGACAUGCUUUGAGUGAGAAGUUGGAGCGCUUUGAACAGCAACAGAAGCAGUGGCAACAAGAGCAACAAAAACGCCUACAGCAGACUGACGAACAACAAAAGCAUAUUGAGCAGCGGCAGAAACCAGAAGAGUGGCAGCUGCGAAUGCAGGAGCAGUUCGAUCAGUUGCAGAAGGGGAUGUUGCAGUUGCAGCAGCAGAGUUCGCUGUCGGGAGAUGCUGCAACGAGACUUGAAGUACCUUCGAGAUUGCUUGGUGCGAUUCCGAAGCAGUUACAGCAUCAGGUCAAAUUUGUGGAGAAGGUUGUUCCAAAAGGGUUCAUAGCGGAUGAACAGUGCAACACAGAACCGCCGGCAAGCUCGAGCGGCAAUAAUGAGAGAACAUCCGACAGUAGUGACAAGGCAUCUUCGAAGUUAUCAAGACGCUCAGCGAAAUUACGGGAACUGCAAGUGAAGGCCCUGGAAGCGAGACAAGCGUUGGAAAUAAGGCAGCUAGAAGAGCGACUGGCGUUUGAGUAUGAGAUGUUGGAGGUCACUGAUUCCGAGGUAGAGUCGAUUACGAGUUUUGACAAGAUCAACGAGUGGCUGGAGAAAACGGACAACGUAGGGAAGGGUGUAGGAAAUUCUAUAAAUGGAACACCUCUGCCGGUGUAUGACGAAUCUCUGCGAAAACCGGUGGUGUCUUCAACCCAACCGUGCCUCACUAGCAGCUGCGGCCCAGUUCCACCAUCUAGUCUUCAGCAACCUGUGGGGAAUCCUACUUCGUUUCAGCCACGCGUCUUUGAGCAUUUUGGUGGAAGUUACGGUCAUGGUGGCAGGUACAUCGAGCAGCCUCGACCUGGCGAAAACUUUCCAAGAGCAACAGCGAGUCAUCAUCCAACAUUUGGCGGAUAUUCAGCACCAGUAUCCAGUCAACCGUCGGCCCCAGUCUACACUAUACCGUCACAGCAGCCGGUAAUGACGACAGCUAAUCCGGCAAUGAGCUAUCCGUACCUAGGCGCUCAGAACUUCCAGAAUAUAGCGGGCAUGUCUCAAAACAUUGGACAACCACCGAUGGUAACGUCAACCCCGCGGCAACAGUAUCAGCAACAACCAUGUAGUGAUCCUGUACUGCUAAACAGAGACCAUUUAGCAGCAAGACAGACGGUAAAAGAUCUGCCGAAGUUCGGUGGAGAUCCAGAAGAUUGGCCACGUUUCAUCGCGGCGUACGAGCGAACUGUCAGGAUGUGUGCCUUUAGGAACGAUGAGUUACUCGAUCGUCUCGAAAGGAGCCUGCACGAUAAGGCACUCAAUGCUGUUAAAAGCCUCCUCCUACAUCCCGAUAACGUUCCAGUCAUAAUCAAUCGGCUGAAAAUACUGUUCGGCAACCCGGAGUCUAUCGUUGAGACAAUGGUUCGGAGAAUUCGGACGAUGCCGCCUCCGAAGGCUGAUAAACUGGAAACUAUUGUUGACUUCGGCGUGGCAGUUCAGAAUUUGUGUGCAACUAUACAAGUGUGCGAAAUGGACGAACGGUUGUACAAUGUCGCUUUGCUGCAGGAGCUUGUAGAUAAUUUACCGUCAGCGUUGAAAAUGAAAUGGGCAUUUCACCGUAAGGAGAAGGGCGCUGCCACACUGGUUGAUUUCAACGAUUGGCUCGGAGACAUGGUGGAGGCGUUCAGUCAGGUGAUCAGACCGGCUGUGUGGACUAAAUCACAGAAGUUGGAGAACAAGCCGGAGAGGAAAGGUCGGAAAGAAGAAGCGUAUAUACAUGUGCAUUCUACGCACUCACCGGAGCAGGUGGACCGCAAAGCUUGCCUAGCGUGCAGAAAUGAGUGCAGUUCCCUCGACAAGUGCAGUAGUUUUCUCAAGAUGACACCGAAUGCACGAUGGGCGUUGGUAAAUGAGAAGAAGAUCUGUCGGAAAUGUCUAACUAAGCACUUUAAAACUUGUGAGAGGAAGGUUCCAUGCAAUCGGAACGGGUGCAGCUUCCUACAUCACCAGCUAUUGCAUGAUGACAGUAAACACAAGAAACAGACGUCAAUCAUUCCAGCACAGAUCGCAUCUUGUAACACGCAUCAUAGUUCGCUGGGAGGAGUUCUGUUGAAGUACAUUCGUGUCACGGUGCAUGGCAAGGGUAAAUCGAUCACGACGUACGCAUUCCUCGACGCAGGAUCGACCUCGACGUUAAUGGAGCACAGCUUGUGGGAGGAAUUGAAUCUGAACGGUGAGAAAUCUCCAUUGUGCAUGUCAUGGACUGGCGGACAAAGAAGAUACGAAGAAGACUCGGUGAAAUUCUCCGCCGAGAUCGCAGGUGCUCAGACUCCCGGCCAAAGUUUCCAGCUUUCGGAAGUGCACACGGUGCGAAACCUAGACCUUCCUCCACAGUCAAUGUCGGUGAAGGAUCUAGCGAAACAUUUCCAGCAUCUGUCGGGCCUGCCAAUCGAAUCGUACGUCGCAGUCAAACCACGCAUUUUGUUGGGUGUCGACAACGCUAGGUUGGAGUAUCCGUUCGAUUCCAGAGAAGGGAGUGAGAAUCAGCCGACCGCGGUACUAACACGGCUAGGGUGGUUGGUAUACGGUCCGUGCUCGGUGUCAGAGCAAACGAUGGCGAAAAAAGACGUGACCUACAGUUACCAUAUCUGUCAGUGUGAUGGGCUUCAUUCUGCAGUCAAAAAUUACUUUUCUCUGGACAGCCUCGGGGUUCAACUUGCUGGGAAACCGCUGAUGUCGAAGGACGACGAACGAGCGAUGAUGUUGCUGCAGACAAACACGAUUCUCCAGAAUAAGAGAUACGAGACUGGCCUACUGUGGCGUUAUGAAGAAGUCCGGCUACCGGAGAGCAAAGGCAUGGCCCUGAAGCGACAUGACUGUUUGAGUAAACGCAUGGUUCGAGAACCUGCGCUAUGUAAAGCUCUUCAGGAAAAAAUACUGGAUUACCGAACGAAAGGAUAUAUCCGCAAGCUUUCGGCGCAGGAAGAAGCAACGUACACUGGACGCUCGUGGUAUCUGCCGAUCUUUCCAGUGGUUAACCCCAACAAACCCGGCAAGCUCCGUAUUGUCUGGGAUGCCGCCGCCAAAGUGGGUAACCUCUCGUUGAAUUCAUUUCUGCUAAAAGGUCCUGACCAAGUCACGCCCCUUCCACAUGUCCUUCAGCGGUUUCGUGAAUAUCGUACGGCUGUGUCAGGGGAUGUUCGUGAAAUGUUUCAUCAAGUGCGGAUGAGACCCAAAGACCAGCAUUGCCAGCGAUUCCUGUGGGAUGAUGACGUUCCCGGAGAAGGUCCUUCGACUUACGUGAUGGAGGUGAUGACAUUCGGUGCCAGCUGUUCACCUAGUAGUGCACAGUACGUUAUGAAGCGAAAUGCAGAACGAUUCAGGACUCUAUUUCCGGAAGCGGUGGAGGCAAUAUGCAAAGGAACGUAUGUGGACGAUAUGCUCAGCAGUGUCGAAUCUGAAGCAGAGGCGGUAAAGCUCGCGCAAAAUGUGCGAUACAUACAUGCAGAAGGUGGGUUCGAAAUCCGAGGAUGGCUGUCAAACUCCAAGAAAGUAGUAGAUUCCAUGGGCGAGCAGAGAGCUCCUGAAAAGGAUCUAAACAAGACCGGAGAGUUGGUGACCGAGAAAGUUCUAGGGAUGUGGUGGAAUACGAUCAACGACACGUUAACGUUCAAAAUCCCGAACCGAUGCAGACAGGAGCUGUUAUCCGGAGAGCAAGUUCCCACGAAGCGGGAAGUUCUGCGGAUUCUCAUGUCAGUCUACGACCCGCUAGGACUUCUUGCCAACGUAUUGAUGUACCUGAAGGUUUUGCUGCAAGAGAUCUGGCGCUCUAAUAUUGGUUGGGACGAGCCGAUACCCGACCAGCAGCUGGAAAAGUGGAGAACAUGGCUCAGUGUAUUGAACAAGGUGAAUACAGUUUCCGUUCCUCGGUGCUAUCGCACGAUGACAACUUCGUCCAGUGAGUUCAACGAAAUUCAACUACACGUCUUCGUAGACGCGAGCGAGAAUGGCUACGCUGCGGUUGCUUACUUCCGUUUCGAAGAGGACAGCACAGUUGAGUGCGCCUUCGUUGAAGCGAAAACUCGGGUCGCUCCUUUAAAAUACGUCUCGAUACCUCGACUAGAGCUACAAGCAGCGGUGAUCGGAACCCGGCUGGCGAAGUCUAUAGGAGAAACCCAUCGCAUUGGAAUCCGAAAACGGUUCUUCUGGACCGACUCAAGGGACGUGCUCUGCUGGUUACGAUCCGAUCACAGGAGGUACAGCAAAUUCGUCGGUGCUAGAGUUGGCGAAAUUUUGGAAAGCACUGAACAGGCAGAGUGGCUCUGGGUACCAACAAAGCAGAACGUGGCCGAUGAUGGCACUAAGUGGCAGCGGACUCCCGACCUAUCACCAUCAAGCCGUUGGUUCAAGGGACCAGCAUUUCUGUGGGAACAGCGGAGCGCUUGGCCUGUUCAGCCGGCAAACCAUGGAGAAACCACCUCCGAAAUGAAAGUUUCGGUCAACAUCCACGUAGCCGGCGAACCCGUUCUUAACUUCGCUAAAUACUCCAACUGGCGUAAACUUCUACAGGUCUCCGCGUACGUUCUCAGAUUCAUGAAAAACCUUCGAGCUAGACUACAGCGUCAACCACCAUCUACCGGAAUCCUCAAUCAAUCGGAGCUAUUUGAAGCGGAAUGUUGCAUUUACCGACAAGCCCAGCUAGAAACGUUCGGUGAGGAAGUAUCGUCGCUGAUCUGUCACAAGGAGGCAAGCGAGAAGAAGGUGAUUCCUAUUCUUAAAAGUAGUUCACUCUACAAACUUUCGCCGUUCCUUGAUGACUACGGAGUACUUCGUAUGCAAGGAAGAACUGCUGCCUGUCAAUUCAUCGAUUCAGAUGCUGCCCAUCCUAUCGUGCUGCCAAAGAAGCAUCCGGUUACGACACUCGUCGUACAAUUUGUCCACCAACGCUAUCACCAUCUCAACCAUGAAAGCAUCGUCAACGAACUACGACAAAAGUAUCGGAUCCCGCAGCUACGAAGUGUGUGCAACAAAGUCCGUCGACAGUGUCAGUUCUGCAAGAACGCCCGAGCUCAACCGCAGCCGCCGAUCAUGGCUGAUCUUCCAUCGGCUCGUCUAGCAGCUUAUUCCCGACCGUUCUCUUAUGUCGGGAUCGACUACUUCGGACCAAUGCAAGUCGUCGUUGGUAGACGAACUGAAAAGAGGUGGGGCGUGUUGAUUACAUGCCUAGUGGUACGUGCCAUCCACAUUGAAAUUGCACAUUCUCUCAACACUAGCUCCUGCAUCAUGGCAAUACGGAACUUCGUGGCCAGACGAGGCUCUCCUUUGGAAUUCUUCAGCGACAGGGGAACGAAUUUCGUCAGUGCCAAGCGGGAACUAACCGAAGCGUUCCGGUCUCUCGAUCAAAAUAAGCUUAUGCAGGAAUUCGUGACACCAGAUACCAAGUGGACCUUCUUGCCUCCGAGCAGUCCGCACAUGGGUGGAAGCUGGGAGAGACUGGUGCAGUCAGUGAAAAAGGUUUUGAAUAACAUGCAGCUUCCAAGAUCUCCCACCGACGAAGUCCUUCGGAACAGCUUGCUGGAGGUGGAAAAUAUUAUUAAUUCGCGCCCCCUCACAUACGUGCCUAUCGAAGACGGUGAAAACGAAGCUCUAACUCCCAAUCAUUUCUUGUUGGGUUCGUCCAAUGGUUCGAAACCUCUCGUGCCAUACAACGACAGCAUCGCUACGCUAACCAACACUUGGAAAACUUCUCAAAUCUACGCCAACCACUUUUGGAAAAGAUGGUUACGGGAGUACCUGCCGUCAAUAUGCCGUCGGACAAAAUGGCAUUAUCCGGUGAAACCAAUCCAGAUCGACGACGUUGUGAUAAUCGUGGAUCCGGAUUUACCACGAAACUCGUGGCCAAAAGGACGCGUUGUAGACGUCAAAUGUAAGGACGGACAAGUACGAAGCGCAACGGUGAAAACUACACUCAACAUAUACGAACGACCUGUGGUAAAACUUGCAGUUCUGGACGUCGGCGCAAAUUCGAGUAAGCAGGAACCAGGACCCUGCGUACUGGGGGGGAGUGUUACGCAAUAUGCGAACGCGCCUCCGCUGUCAGCAGAACCCCAUCGGAACACACCGCCACUGGUACGAUUCGGUGGAAUGGAGAGCCGUCAAAAGGCGAAGAAUAUACAACACCAGCAGAAGUAA